AUGGGUCUGGAGGAGGGAAUUAACUGCAAGACCCAUAAGAGGUUUGACAACCAUAGGCUACGCACGCGGAGUGCGGCUUCUGCGCUUGGAACCGUUGAAGCACUUGGCAGGCUCCCAGAACACACCAUUGGAGGCGUCUGCCUGCUCUCAGUUUUAAUCAAGUACUGGUACUUAGCUGAAAGAAUUGGGCAUGGUGAUCAGUCCUGGGAGCUGAGGAUGCUAGAUGUUCUGUGUCAUCGGGGACGGUCCCCUGUGUCAUCGGGGACGGUUUUAGUGUUUUAUAUCCCGUAUGAUUUAUGGGAUAAAUGGUUGCUGCCCUUUAAGAAAAUCGCCAAGAAUAAUAACUUUGUGAUGUUUGAGUUGCCGAUAGCACACGCUGAGAUCGCCGAGAGUUGCAGAUGUCACAUUCUUGUCUUUGCAUUUUCUUCUGCUCAGAAGCAAGAGUUUAAAAAACCAGACCUUGGCCUUGCACACCCUGCUGCCCCAGAGCCACCCACAUGCUGCCCAGCCGUGGUCAACCCCACCCUGUUCUUCGACAUCGCCGAGGACGGCAAGCCCUUGGGCCACGUCUCCUUUGACCUGUUUGCAGAGUUCCAAAGACAGCAGAAAAAAAAUCAUGCUCUGAGCACUGGGGAGAAAGAAUCUGGUUAUAAUGUUUCUUGCUUUCACAGGAUUAUUCCAGGAUUCACAUACCCAAGUGGUAACUUCACACGCCAUAAUGGCACUGGUGGUAAACCCAUCUCUGGGGAGAAAUGAGAUGAGCAUUUCAUCCUGAAGCAUAGGGGUCCUGGCACCUUGUCCAUGGUAAACGCUGGGUCUCACACAAAUGGUUCCCAGUUUGUCAUCUGCACUGCCAAGACGGACUGGUUGGAUGGCAAGCAGGUGGUCUUUGGCCAGGUGACAGAGGGCAUCGAUAUUGUGACAGCCAUGGAGUGCCCGGGAUCCAGGAAUGGCAAGACCAGUAAGAAGAUCACCAUUGCUGACUGUGGACAAAUCUAA
Lynx canadensis (Canada lynx) is the source of this 999-nucleotide messenger RNA. Its product is annotated as peptidyl-prolyl cis-trans isomerase E-like. Gene Ontology annotation, molecular function: peptidyl-prolyl cis-trans isomerase activity. Gene Ontology annotation, biological process: protein peptidyl-prolyl isomerization. The record is from RefSeq and is a predicted model, not a curated record. NCBI's taxonomy places the organism in Eukaryota, Metazoa, Chordata, Mammalia, Carnivora, Felidae.